This is a messenger RNA of Panonychus citri (citrus red mite), 1207 nucleotides long. It is a transcript of the gene mts, whose product is annotated as serine/threonine-protein phosphatase 2A catalytic subunit beta isoform. NCBI's taxonomy places the organism in Eukaryota, Metazoa, Arthropoda, Arachnida, Trombidiformes, Tetranychidae. Gene Ontology annotation, biological process: peptidyl-serine dephosphorylation; mitotic cell cycle. Gene Ontology annotation, molecular function: protein serine/threonine phosphatase activity. Bases 191 to 1162 code for a protein of 323 amino acids. The record is from RefSeq and is a predicted model, not a curated record. The transcript has 3 exons. Gene Ontology annotation, cellular component: cytosol.
UCCACUGAGAUUUAGUUGAAAUUUUAAUGUUUUGUAGUUGAUUUUUAUUUAAUUUGAUUUGAAUUUCUUAUUCAAAUAAUAAUCAUCUAAUUUUCAACAUUUUGUUACCUUUGUGUUUUGUUUUGUGAGUGUUAGUUAAUCAACAAACAAUCUCAAAUUAAAAGCAAAAUUAAUAAACAAAUUGAACACAAUGACGGAAAACAGUGGUUCAUUAAACAAUGAGGUUACCAAUACCAAAAAGGAGCCUUCAUUAAAGGAGUUGGAUAAUUAUAUUGAAAGUCUUAUGGAAUGUAAACAAUUAACUGAGAAUCAAGUUAAAUUAUUGUGUGAAAAAGCCAAAGAGAUCCUAUCAAGGGAAAGUAAUGUACAAGAGGUUAAAUGCCCGGUUACAGUUUGUGGUGAUGUUCAUGGCCAAUUCCAUGAUUUACAAGAGCUAUUUAAGAUAGGAGGUAAAUCUCCUGAUACUAAUUAUUUAUUUAUGGGUGAUUAUGUCGAUCGUGGUUACUACUCCGUAGAAACUGUAUCAUUGUUAGUGUGUCUUAAAGUCCGUUAUAAAGAAAGGAUAACCAUUUUAAGAGGUAACCAUGAGUCACGACAAAUCACCCAAGUAUAUGGUUUUUACGAUGAAUGUUUACGUAAAUAUGGUAAUGCUAAUGUUUGGAAGUAUUUUACCGACCUUUUCGACUACUUACCUUUAACCGCAUUAGUUGAUGGUCUGAUAUUCUGUUUACACGGUGGAUUAUCUCCAUCCAUAGACACAUUGGACCAUAUUCGAGCCCUUGACCGUUUACAAGAAGUACCUCACGAAGGACCCAUGUGUGAUCUCCUCUGGAGUGACCCCGAUGACCGAGGUGGAUGGGGCAUCUCACCCCGUGGAGCUGGUUACACCUUUGGACAGGAUAUUAGUGAAACAUUUAACCAUACCAAUGGAUUAACCCUUGUAUCUCGAGCUCAUCAGCUAGUUAUGGAAGGUUACAAUUGGUGCCACGAUAGGAAUGUAGUAACCAUUUUCUCCGCUCCCAACUAUUGUUAUCGUUGCGGUAAUCAGGCAGCCAUAAUGGAGCUUGAUGAUAACCUCAAGUAUUCCUUCUUGCAAUUUGAUCCUGCUCCCAGAAGAGGAGAGCCACAUGUCACAAGGAGGACUCCCGAUUAUUUCCUGUAGGUUUGAGAUGAAAUCAAUAAACAAAAAAACUCAAAAACAAUUAAA